Molecule: messenger RNA, 1162 nt
Organism: Daphnia pulex (common water flea)
Lineage: Eukaryota; Metazoa; Arthropoda; Branchiopoda; Diplostraca; Daphniidae
Product: ankyrin repeat domain-containing protein 29-like
Exons: 8
Coding region: 147-1115 (322 amino acids)
Biological process (GO): protein localization to ciliary inversin compartment
Cellular component (GO): ciliary inversin compartment; cytoplasm; nucleus
Molecular function (GO): protein binding
Source: RefSeq, a predicted model, not a curated record
GUAGACAGAUGGCGUCGUUAUCUGAAACCCGAGUCCUCCGCUCCCGCAUUCUUUGGGGUAUGUGCAUUGGACUUUCACAGUUUCAAAGUGAGAUCUGAAGCGGACCGCACGAGACGCUGGUGUGUCUGGCGCUCUCACUCACCGACAUGUCUUACAAAAAGGAAUCGCUCAGCGACGUCCGCCUGCACGCAGCUGCACGCCAAGGAAAUGUGAUGGCCAUGCGACACUUGCUCGAUUCGGGAAAAGUUCACAUCGACUCGCACGACAAGGAAGGAACAACUCCUUUAAUGAUGGCCGCUGCCGCCGGUCACGUUGAAUGCUGUCGAGAGCUCAUUAGACAGGGUGCUGACCCCACUUUGCGCCGAAAGACGUCAGGAGCCAGUCCCUUAUUUUUGGCCGCCCAGGGAGGUUUCAACGAUAUCGUCAGUCUACUCCUCCGGGCUGGGGCUCCAGUGGAUGCUCAAUGCAAGGACGGCGGAACAGCUCUAAUGGUCGCUUCACAACAAGGCUACGCCGAUGUUUGCCUCGAGCUGAUAAGCACCGGUGCCGACGUCCACCUACAAAUGAAGGAUGGAGCUACUUCGCUGUUUCUGGCGGCCCAGAACGGACACGCCAAAAUCGUAGCUCUGCUCUUAUCCACUGCUGCAGAUAAAGACAGCUCCGCAUUAUUGGUCGAGGAGAUGAUCAAUAGCCGACGGUUGGACGGAGCCACGCCGUUAUGGAUGGCUGCACAAAUGGGCUUCGAUUAUGUGGUUCGGCUCUUGCUGAGAGCCGGAGCAAAUCCUAACAUCAUUAGAAACGAUGGAGUAUCGCCGCUUUUGAAAGCCAGCCAAAAGGGUCAUGUCGAUGCUGUUAGAGAGUUAUUGCAAUCUAAUCCGUCUUUGGGAUUGAGCCAGAAUGGAGACAGUCCACUUUACGCCGCUGUAUUGAGGAGAGACGUGCCAAUCGUUCGAAUUCUUUUAAGGGCCGGUGCCGAUGCACACUUACCGACCACUACUCGAUCGUUACUCAGUCCAAAAGCGCUGGCCGAGAAACUUCGUUUCUGGGAAAUAACACAAUUGUUUGACACAACGGAAUCGGCUAAAGGUUCCAGUUCGCCAUCGCCGACAAUGUAAAAAUCUAAUCUUGUUAUCUAUAAAUAAAACAAUUCCGAAAUUUUGAA